This is a messenger RNA of Beta vulgaris subsp. vulgaris (sugar beet), 693 nucleotides long. Its product is annotated as protein FAR1-RELATED SEQUENCE 5-like. NCBI's taxonomy places the organism in Eukaryota, Viridiplantae, Streptophyta, Magnoliopsida, Caryophyllales, Amaranthaceae. The transcript has a single exon. The record is from RefSeq and is a predicted model, not a curated record. Gene Ontology annotation, molecular function: zinc ion binding. The coding region runs from base 1 to 693 and encodes 230 amino acids.
AUGCCACCAUUACUCAUUGAGAAGCAUGCUUCAGAGGUGUUUACUUGCUCUAUAUUUUAUCAGGUUCAAGAGGAGGUGUAUAAUGCUUGUUUUUUCUGUGGGAUUGAAGAGUUCAUAAGAGAAAAUGACUUGGAAAUUGCCAAGAUAAAUGAGGUGAAUCGUAAAAGAACUUUUGAGGUGGUGUUUAAUAACACCAAUUAUGAAACGAAUUGUUCGUGCAAGAUGUUUCAAAGACAUGGCUUACCUUGUAGGCAUAUGGUUUGGGUAUGGGAGGCAAAGAACAUAACCAUGAUUCCUGAUAAAUAUGUUCUUAACAGAUGGACUACAAUGGCAACAAAAAAGCCAAUCUUUGACUUGGAAGGGAAUAUUUUAGACCAAUGCACUAGAUUGGUGGACAAGAAGAAAACUUUGAAUGAGUUAUGGUCUGAGAUCUAUAGUUGUGUAAGUGUGGCUGAGCAAAAUGAAGAAGAUCUCGUUGAACUUGUUAAAAACCUUCGGGACUUGAGAUUGGACAUGGAGGCCAAAAAGAGUGCAAACAACACUCGUAGCAAAACACAAGACAUGGAGCUCCUAAUUGGAUCAGUGGCGCCUAGUGAAAUAACCAUCAAACCCCCAAAGAUAUCAAGUAACAAGGAUAGUGGCACUAGAAGUGGAAAAAGGAUAAAGGGAGAGAGAGAGAGAGAAGGCCAUUGA